AGCCAGGUGACCCGCACAUCUGGACAGUUUGUUUUAAUAGUUCUUGUAUGUAUGUUCUGGCAUAAUCUUAUUUUAAUAUAAGGAUAUUAAAAGUCCAACUGUAUACAUAUAAAAAUAUCAAAAAUAUUAUGAUAACUAAAAGUACACCAUGCAAAAAGAAUAUUUGCCGUUGUUUCUCAGUCACUUGUCUCCGCAUGAAAAUUCAUAGUUAAUGCAGUUCAUCAUCACAUUACCAAUGAUAUGUCAUUCAAAAUAUACAAAUAAAUGUUCAGAAGUACAUCUUGAGGGAACAUUAUAGGACUUCAGUAUUUCCAUCAAGUGAUCAGGUCGAAAACCAAUCAAAGAUGAGCAAAUCUCCGCCAUUCUUGUUAUCACAAUUAAUAUUUACCAUCCUUUUUGUACGACUUUAGUUAUAUGUAUUAUGGAAGAUGGAUAGAUAAAGGUUGCUCUCACUUAUAUUGAAAGGUUGAUACUCUACUGUAAAUGUUACUUCACGUUUUGUGUUCUUUUAACAUGCAUUUUGUGCUGGUGGUUCUGGACUGUGCUUACACACAUGCACGCAUGGUCAUAUAUUUUGCAGCCAAUGUCGCCCACAAUCAAGAUAAUAUGCAAGGUAGAAUUCUUCCACAUGUAUUCCUUGGACGUAAACCAGGCCAAGCAAUGGAUAAUAGUGGGAGAUGAGAAUGGAAAUGCUAGUAUUUGGGACUACCAAAGACAGGCAUGUAGUAUUGUUGUUUUUUACGAUAAGGAUUAUUGAUGCCUCUCGGUGCGGAUAUAUACCGUGCUUCCGUCUCCAUUGACUAAUAUUUGUUCCUUUAUACCGUCAGAGAAAAGUGGAUUCAAUUAAAGUCAAAACAAGCUAUGCAAGGUCCCGCCUGACUGCAAUUAGCUGCGUUAAAUUUAUUUCAAGAAAACAAUGGAUUGUUGCUGUAACAAAAAGUUGUAUCCAUGUGUACAACUAUGAAAAGAUGAAAAAGAUCACAAGUUUCAGAAUUGGUAGUGACCAUGAAGAAUUAGUGUCACUGGCCGUUCAUCCAACCAGGCCAUAUUUGCUGUCAGCGGGUAGAUACAUUAAACUUUGGGACUGGGACAAGGGCUGGGAGUGCAUACAGACAUAUGAAUGUGAAGACUUCGGGACAAUUGUCACAUUUAACCCAAAUGAUAUUUUUGCUAGUGCUUCAACGAGUUUACAGAUAGAUUAUUACACGGAUAACAAAUAUGGCGGCAUGGAUGAUGUUUCAAUGAGCUUAAAGGGUGACUACACUGUAAAGGUUUGGGGUUUUGAUUCUCCCAAAUCGAUAUAUACUCUGUCUGGGCACUCAAAACAAGUGAACUGCCUGGAUUUCUUCAUAUGUCACGAUCACGAGUUUUUAGCUACAGGCUCAGAUGAUAAGACUACAAAGAUAUGGUAUUUGCAGGACAAGAUAUGUGCAUAUACACUUGAAGCUUACGUAUCACCUGUUACGUCAGUUCUGUACCAACCCAAUCUUCAGACUCUAAUUACAGGUUCAGAAGAUGGUGCUAUUUAUUUGUGGAGCACAACAGAAUUCAGCAUGUACUCAUGCCCACCCACGCUUAAGGGGAUUAUGAAGAUUGGUUGUGUUGGAGCUGUCUACCACCUCGCGUGUGCGAUGGGAAGGGUUGUCAUUGGGAAAGAAAAUUCAAUAGCAAUUAUGGAUAUUGAUAGUGAGCAGUCAACAGAUUAUAGUGAGGAGCAGUUAAGUGCAGAUACGAGACAACAUACUGCAGACACAAUGCCUAAGAUGGAGAUGAUUUCCGAAGCACACCAUGUGUCACUGGAACAUAUGGAAUCCGAGCCAUGCCAUUCGUCAUUGGAAGAGACCGAAUCCAGACCAUACCAUCUGCCAUUACAACAUUUGAAGGACAUCACAAAUAACUUUUGUAAUGAGAGAGUACUUGGUAGAGGUGGUUUUGGUGUGGUAUAUAAGGUAAGAUCAAAGCAUAUAUGUUUAUGGAUGUCUUGAGAGAGUACUUGGCUGAGAACACUGAAAGUUUGCUUUGCUUGGAAUUCCUGCCCAAUGGAUGUCUUGACAAGUAUAUUUCAGAUGAAUUUUCUAAACAUGAUUGGCGCACCCGGUGGAAUAUAAUUGAGGGUGUUUGCUUUGGUCUACGGUACCUUCAUGAGCAAUCUAAUGGUCCCAUUGUUCACUUGGACAUAAAACCUGCAAACAUAUUGCUUGAUGAAAAUAUGUUACCAAAAAUUGCAGACUUUGGUCAGUCAAGACUGUUUGAUAAAAAACAAACUAUUUCGACUAAACAUACUAUUGGAACACUAGGUUACAUCUUACCAGAAUACUUUCGAGGUAUAAUCACGCCUAAGUCCGACAUAUUCAGUUUGGGUGUAGUAAUCUUGGAGGUAAUUACGGGACACAGGAACUAUCCGUAUGAUAUUAGAAGAUCCUCCGAGGACUUCAUCAAGAGUGAACUUCAAAAAUGGAGAACUGCGCUGCAGGAAGAACCAACAAUGAAAUCAGUAGAUAAAGAUUGCAAACAAAUAAAAAGAUGCAUUCAGAUAGGUCUAAUCUGCGUGAACCUUGACCGGACAAAAAGACCUACAAUGAAGGAAAUUAUCAAUAUGCUUCAAGGGGUGGAAAGUAUGGAUCAGUACAUUAGCAAUGAGCUAUCAUGCCAUGACAUCCAGGAGGAGGAAUAGUUUAUCUAAGGAGGUUGACACGACUUCGAUCGUUCUUUCUGGGCUGUGCAUUCCUACCUGUGCUCCUUGCUAAUGGUGUUUAUGUGGACGGCCGGCUUUGCAAGCUUUUGAUUUGUUUGUCGGCACUCGUAUGCCACAUAUCUGAAGCUGUGUUAGUUCCUGAAGAAAUAUGCAGUACCAUGGGCCUGGUUUCAGGAAAAGGAUAGAAUUUUCCGGAGUUUCUGUUAUUUCUCACCAUAUUUUAACUACAGUGUGCGUAGGAAUAACCAAUCACUACAUGAAACAGGAAAUUUGCCGUCAGUACUGCUCUUUGCCGUCAGCAUUUUGUCGGGGCAGACGGCAAAGAACAAUUUUGCCGAAAGUGACUGACGGCAAAGAACACCAGACGGCAAAAACAUACUUUGCCGUCUGUUAAAA
This is a messenger RNA of Aegilops tauschii subsp. strangulata, 3091 nucleotides long. Lineage: Eukaryota; Viridiplantae; Streptophyta; Magnoliopsida; Poales; Poaceae. The record is from RefSeq and is a predicted model, not a curated record.